This is a messenger RNA of Tachysurus fulvidraco (yellow catfish), 3893 nucleotides long. It is a transcript of the gene slitrk5b, whose product is annotated as SLIT and NTRK-like family, member 5b. The transcript is spliced from 2 exons. Lineage: Eukaryota; Metazoa; Chordata; Actinopteri; Siluriformes; Bagridae. Gene Ontology annotation, cellular component: membrane. The coding region runs from base 391 to 2859 and encodes 822 amino acids. The record is from RefSeq and is a predicted model, not a curated record. Gene Ontology annotation, molecular function: protein binding. Gene Ontology annotation, biological process: positive regulation of synapse assembly; axonogenesis; regulation of presynapse assembly.
GGGAGCGAGUGAUAGAGAGAGAGGGAGAGAGAGAAAGAGAGAGAGAGAGAGAGAGAGACUGCAGCUCAUGUCCUCUUGUAUAUCAGCUCUCUUACAUAAACAUACAUCAGGGGGAAAUAUUUGGAAUAAUUAAGUAGAGAAGCAGAAAAGGAACCAGAGAAGUGAGAGGAUUAAAAGAGAAAAGACGAGAGCCAAACAGACUGAGAAAAGAGAGAAGGAGGAAAGAGAGACGAGAGAAGAAGGAGGCAGGCGGAGGAUGGAGAUGUUGCUGAAUUCGUCCUCUUCGAUAUAAUGAAUCAACAGUUCUGAAUUUAGUAACAGAUGUUUUGUGGAUCUUCACAUCAGCGGUCAGAUGACACUGAGUGAUUGGCACCAUCCACGCCGAUAAACAUGAAAGUCUACGUAACGGCGCUCUCGUUUAUCACCAUAUCGAUCUGUUUUAGCGAGACGUUUGAUGUUUAUGAGGAAGUUUGUGGACGGUUGUGUGUUUGCGAAGAAAAAGAUGGAAUUUCGAUAACCAGCUGUGAAAGACGAGGAAUCGUGAGUCUCUCUGAAGUCGGAUCUCUGCGCUUCGACACACAUCAUCUGUUUCUCACAGGAAAUCUGCUGAAAAAACUUUCCUUUGAUGAUUUCUCACGUUAUGAGGGACUCAGGAUUUUACACCUGGGCAGUAAUGACAUAGCUGAAAUAGAGACCGGGGCUUUUAAUGGACUCGGCAUACUAAAGCGCUUACACUUAAACAACAACAGGAUCGAGGUGCUCAGAGAUGAUACUUUUACUGGCCUGGAAAGUCUAGAAUACCUUCAAGUAGACAAUAAUUACAUUCGCUGCAUUGAGUCCAACACCUUCAGUGGGUUACGAUGUCUGGACGUGCUGAUUUUGAAUGAUAACCUGCUGGGUUUCUUGCCCCAAAAUGUUUUCCAAUCUGUUUCUUUGACCCACCUAGAUCUCAGAGGGAACCAGCUUAAGGUUCUUCCUUAUCAUGGACUUCUUGAACAUUUAUCCAAAAUUGUGGAAAUACAACUAGAAGAGAAUCCUUGGAACUGUACUUGUGAGCUUAUUGGCCUCAAAGGCUGGCUCGAAAGCAUAUCGUACACGGCGUUAGCAGGAGACGUAGUGUGUGAAACUCCUUUCCGGCUUCACGGAAGGGACCUCGACGUGAUCUCCAAGCAGGAGCUGUGCCCAAGAAGAGCCGUAGCUGAAUAUGAGAUAGGUGCCGAAGGAUUUCACAAACCUGAGGCGAUCGCUUCUUCGAAUAUUGUCCGUGCUACACAACCCACGAGGAGCAGUCGUCAGUCAGGGAAGCUGCGUACCAGACCGACACCGAGGGUUUCAUCCAGCAAUCCAAAGAAUUAUGGGCCAGUGGCAGGAUACCAAACCAAACCUCCAGUCUCUCCUGAGUGUCCCACCGUAUGCUCCUGUAAUCUCCAGAUUUCAGAUCUCGGCUUGAACGUGAACUGCCAAGAGAGGAAAAUUGAAUGCAUCUUGGAUCUGAAUCCCAAACCAUAUAAUCCAAAAAAGAUGUAUCUCACAGGAAACUACAUCAGCUCUUUGCACAGUACAGAUUUCGUGGACACUACGGGCUUGGAUCUGCUUCACUUGGGCAAUAAUCGGAUAUCCGUCGUUCAUAGCAAAACAUUUGCAGAGCUACAUAACUUACGGAGACUUUAUUUAAAUGGAAACUUAAUAGAGCGUCUUACGGACGAUAUGUUCUCGGGCUUAGAGCGUCUCCAGUUUCUCUACUUGGAGUACAACGUGAUCAGAGAGAUAGAACCUGCGACCUUUGUGCAAGUACCCAAUCUUCAACUUUUAUUCCUCAACAAUAACCUUCUCAAAACUUUGCCACUGGGAGUUUUCAUGGGUUCAAACUUGGCACGGUUGAAUCUGCGCAACAAUCACCUACGAUAUGUGCCAGUGGACGGGGUUUUGGCAGAUUUGACGUCUUUGGUGCAGAUAGAUCUGUUCGAGAACCCCUGGGAUUGCUCCUGCUUAGUUGUGGAAAUGAAAAAAUGGCUGGAGGAGCUCAGUUCUGGAACCGUGGUGAACGAUGUGAUUUGCGAAUCGCCAACAAAAUUCAGUGGAGAGGAUUUACGCUCGGUUCAUCCCUCUGAACUUUGUCCUGUUGUGGCUAAAAGUCAAACGUCCCUGCUUCCACCAUCAGAAGAAUCCUUCCCAGGCAGCACUGUUACUUUAAAGACGACGCUGGAUUACGAUCCACUAGAUCCCACGGUUCCUCUUUCCGUGCUCAUUCUCACUUUGCUCCUUAUUUUCAUUGCGACUGUAUUCGUCACCGCUGGUCUGUUCACCAUGUUCAAGAUAAAACGCCACAAAAAGAACAAGAGCAAAAACACGGACUCCAGGUCCUUCGACAUAAUUUACGUUGACAGACCGGUAGCAAAGAUCAGGACUUCGGCAGGUCACAUUUAUGAAUAUGUCCCUACUCUUCCAGUGUCUAAGUGUCCAACAGAUGUUGUUCUGGAAGAAAGGUACAGUGAUUUUGAGGAGCAACAUGCUUUGUCAUACAACUCGGAUGAGGAACUGAGAAGCAUCGUGAACAGUUCCGAGUUCAGUGCGAGUAACAGACCUUCACCUCUACGAGACCAUAAUCUUUUCUAUCGAGACAUCCUGGGACGAAGCCACCAAGGCACCUGUAGGUCCGGUUUACCGUGCAAUCACAAUACAACACUGUACUCAUCUGAUUAUAUCGCACCUCACUAUUUACAUUCAGAAAGAAUACAACAAACAGUGAUGUACAUGAAGCCCAACAGUGCUGAAUACUGGGAGUUAAAAGCACAGCCGAAGUUUGAGCCUGAUUAUCUGGAAGUUCACGAGAAAAGGACAGCAUUCAGUCAGUUCUGAGUUUUGUGUCUUAGUUAAUAUCACCGCCGAUGUGUGAAAGGCUUCUGAGAAUAACUCAUAGGAGUCUAAGACGGAAAACGUUUUAUAAAGAGCAAGUAAAAGUAAAAAUCUUCAGAGUAGAUCUUCAUCAUGAUGGAUGACAUUUUCAGCACAUUAACAUGGUGCCAAGCAGUGGACGUGGACCAGGAAAAUCACAACGACGCCACCUGCUGUUCAUGAAAGAAGAAGAAGAAUAUCUACCAAAGGGGUCCGUGCACUCUCGUCUUUUUAAAUAGUCCAUUUUAUACCAGAUGCCCUUCCUGAUGCAACACUAACAUUUUUAUCCAGACAGUUAACUCUUCAGUGGCUGAGUUAGUUCCCAGCCCAGGAAGCACAGGAUCCUGCUGCUGGACCACCCGGGAGACCUGCUAGAUCCGGAACAAUAAAGGCACCAAACCUUUCAUGAACAAACCGUUCAGGUUUCAUGAAAGUAGCUCAACAGAUAAUCUUGUCAAAUGCUUACUGAAUGCUGAUUGGCUGGUGAUGGCUAUGAUUUUUAAAUGAUCAUCAGAACUCGGCGUACAGUUUGGCACAAAGACGCAGUACACCAAAUCUUCCUAAUCUUACUUACUCUUCCUGAUAAUCUCCACUUGACUCCACCAGCGAAGAUUUAUAAAUGAUGAUAUAAAACGAGUAUCUAACGCAGUGAGGAGUUUUCAGCUGAAACAGCUAUUUUUAGCUUGUCCACCAUGCAGUACAUCUGAUAAGCAUUUGAUGUGGAAGUCAUUCAUCUAGAAGAUUUUGCAGAGUCAGAAAAACCCCGGGGUUUAUUGCAAUUAAAGAUUCCAAAAAGGUUCAGCGAUGUUGUACAGUGAGGUAUCUGGGGAUGUUCCUUUAAUGGUCAGUUUGUUUGAUCAUACUGAUGGUGUGUCUGAAGGUUUAUUUUAGUUUUAGGUGGCAUAGUGGUUAGCACGUUCGCCUCACGCCUCCAGGGUCGGGGUUCGAUUCCCACCUCCGCCUCGUGUGUGUGGAGUUUGCAUGUUCUCCCCGUGCCU